Brassica rapa (field mustard) is the source of this 3894-nucleotide messenger RNA. Its product is annotated as CBL-interacting serine/threonine-protein kinase 13. Lineage: Eukaryota; Viridiplantae; Streptophyta; Magnoliopsida; Brassicales; Brassicaceae. Gene Ontology annotation, molecular function: ATP binding; protein serine/threonine kinase activity. The record is from RefSeq and is a predicted model, not a curated record. Gene Ontology annotation, biological process: protein phosphorylation; signal transduction.
UAACUAAAAAACUCUAAAAUAUAUGACUCGCGAUAAGAUUCAAAACAAAGGUUGAAAACCGGCAAAACACAUAGUUUUUCACCUGUUUGGUAUGCAUCGGUCAUGCUCUCAAGUGUAUUUUAAUCUUAUCCGAUGUGUUUGUCCAAUGUCUCAAAUAACUAUUUGACUUGCUCUCGAUCGAAAGGAUAUCAUUCUUGACCAACAAUAAAACAGUUACACAAUUCUUCAUUGAACGGUUUUUUUGCUUCCUACAGUCACUGAAUCACGAAUUUUGAACACUUCUUUAAGAUAAAUGUUUUUGUUUAUAUACGUAAUUCACAAAGAUCAUUAUCCAAACAAAUGUAAUAUCUUAACAUGGUUUUCACAAUGAGAUUAUUUUCUUCUGCCAUGAGCAUUAUUUUCAUUAUUCUAUCUAUUUUCUUAUGACAAUAUUAUACCAAAAGUAUAUAAAACAUGAAAACAUUCGUCGAUCGUGGUUGCAAUUUAGGCUCUUAGCACAAGCAUUGCUGGAAAAUUUUGAGGUAUAGGUUUUAUAAUCAGUAAUUUACGCAUUAAAAAGAAUGAACAAUUUUGUUCGUAUUAAUGUAUCAACCAAUAAACUGAUUUUGUUUCUUUCAUUUUAUUAAUCAGAACAAAUAAAGCAUUGAAAGCCAUAAUUUUUAGUGUUGGCAAAUCCUAAUCGGGUUGAAGAAUGUUUCCUUUACACAAUGGAUUUGGAUUUAGACAUCGUUUGAAAACCAAUGGUUUAAAUGCAUGGACUGAAUAUGUCUUUACCAUGUUAAACUAUACCAUAUUUUUAACUCAUUUAUAUUUUAUAUACUUAAAAGUUCAACUAAACAAACUUAACCGAACAUUUUCAAAUAAAUUUGUUGUUAAUGGUGUACUAUCAAUCGUUUCAGGAUUUCAUAACUAAUUAACAAUGAGUCGAGAGAAAGAAAAAAAACAAUGAGUCGAGAGGGCUAGAGCUCAAAUCGUUUGAUUGCGAUUUCAAUUAUGUUAGCUACUGUGGCGAACCCUAAAUGAUAAAAAUUAAACAACACUUUACGUACUGGAGGGAAAAGUAUGAAUUUUGAUUAGAAAUCUCCCACUAAUAAAAAAUGAAAAACACCUUUCAGACUAUAGCUACGUAAUCCAUUGUCCGCAUUAUAUCAGACCAAUUUAUAAUUUUCCAUCCAUUCUUAUCACACUUUCAGCAUAAGUUCUAGACGAUAACAAAUUAACAAUGCACAUAAAAAAGUCAAACUCGAAAUACAAAUUAGUACACACAUUACAUAGAAACCGGGGUUGGAAGUAUGAGAUACUCAUAAGCCAAUUUUCAAAAAAAAAGUAUGAGAUACUCUUUGUAUAGCUUUUAAUUCGGUUUUGGUCGGCUACGUGAACUCCACAAGUUACAGUCAGCACCGACUCUGCCACACACACGUGGUUCCCACAAAUGGCAUCCAACAAAUCCAAUUUUUGCUCGGGAAAUAUAGAUGUGUGAGUAUCAGCAUUGGUGAUUGAGUUUUUCACCGAUAGAUUUUAGUUUUCAUAUUAAAAAAAUAUCAACAAUAGAUAGUUUGACAUAUGUGAAAAAAAUCUAUAAAAAAUCAUAUAAUCUUUCUUUCAUAUGAGAAAUCCUCACAUUUCUUUCUUUUUAAUUUAUUUUUAUUUGUAAGAGAGAUUUAUUUAAAGACGCGUGAAUGAUGAUGUUCAUAACGAACAAUGAAUCUACUUGUCGACCAGAAUCACAGAGGUUGCUAUUUUUUUGUCAGCCACAGAGGUUGCUAAGUCAACCUUAUUAUCUGUCUCUUAAUCGCAAUUAAGUAUUGUACAACAUGACUUAUGCAACUUUUCGUACUGGAUAAAGAACAUAUAUAAUAUAUAUCCAUAAACUAAUUUGUUGGUUCGUCCUACGUGUUCAUCUGCUGGCGGAUUAGGAUAAGACUUCAACAUUAAUUUAAGCAAUAUUUUUAUAACAGUAAGUGAGAUGACUUUUCAGCUUAGAAUAAAAAACAAAAUAGUCUCAACUUCCAAAACCAUUAUAAAACGAAUACGAAGUGGCUAAGUUAAGACAUCAUUACAACCGGGAACAAGACAACCCAAUCAUAUCUUAUUUUCGUUCAUUUCUUCAUUUCAUUCUCCUGUUUCGAACAAUAGUCUCAGCCCACAAUGGCUCCAGUACCAUCUCCGCAAGUGCUACUCCCCCGUCUUCUCGGUAAAGUCAUUACUAAAGACGUGAAGAAAGAGACCAGUACUCCAGAGAGCCCCAAGAGUCCAAAAACCCCACAAGGCUCUAUCCUCAUGGACAAGUACGAGCUAGGAAAGCUUCUCGGCCACGGAAGCUUUGCCAAAGUCUACUUAGCCAGGAACAUUAACACCGGCGAGAACGUCGCCAUCAAAGUCAUCGACAAAGAAAAAAUCGUCAAAAGCGGUUUAGCCGGCCACAUAAAACGUGAGAUAUCCAUCCUCCGCCGCGUCCGCCACCCUUACAUCGUCCACCUCCUCGAGGUCAUGGCUACAAAGACCAAGAUCUACAUCGUGAUGGAGUACGUGCGAGGCGGAGACCUUUACACAAAGGUCUCCAAAGGGCGCCUCCGCGAAGGAGUCGCCCGUAGAUAUUUCCAGCAGUUAAUCUCCUCGGUUUCCUUCUGCCACGGUCGCGGCGUUUACCACCGCGACCUGAAGCUCGAGAAUCUUCUUUUAGACGACGAAGGUAGCCUCAAGGUCUCUGACUUCGGUCUCAGCGUCGUCUCCGAGCAGCUCAAGCAAGAAGGGAUCUGCCAGACGUUUUGCGGGACGCCUGCUUAUCUGGCGCCUGAGGUUUUCACGAGGAAAGGCUACGACGCGGCUAAAGCCGACGUGUGGUCUUGCGGAGUGAUCUUGUUUGUGUUGAUGGCUGGUUACCUUCCUUUUGAUGAUAAGAACGUUAUGGUUAUGUACAAGAAGAUAUUCAAAGCACAGUUUAAAUGUCCUCAUUGGUUUUCACCUGAGCUUACGAGGCUUAUGGGGAGGAUCCUGGACACGAAUCCGGAUACAAGAAUCACGAUAUCGGAGAUCAUGAAGCAUAGAUGGUUCAAGAAAGGGUUUAAAGAUGUUAAAUUCUAUAUAGAAAACGAUAAGUUAUGUAGAGAGGGUGACAAUGAUGAUGACGACUCAUCAUCAUUGUCCUCAGGGAGAUCAUCCACUGCUUCAGAGGGAGAUGCAGAGUUUGUUAUUAAACGAGUUGGGUCAAUGCCUAGACCCGCUAGUCUAAAUGCAUUUGACAUCAUAUCAUUCUCUUCGGGAUUUGAUCUUUCUGGCUUGUUUGAAGAAGGAGGACAAGGAGCGAGGUUUGUAUCCGCUGCUCCUGUGAUAAAGAUUAUAUCAAAGUUGGAAGAGAUUGCGAAUGUGGCGAAGUUUACGGUGAGGAAGAAGGAUUGGAGCGUGAGGCUGGAAGGUAGUAGAGAAGGAGCUAAAGGACCGUUGACUAUUAAGGUUGAGAUAUUUGAAUUGACACCGUCUCUUGUGGUGGUUGAAGUGAAGAAGAAAGGAGGGUUUAUAGAAGAGUAUGAAGAGUUUUGCAACAAGGAGCUUAGACCACAGCUAGAGAAACUGAUGCAUUACCAAGCAGAUGAAGUUGAAGUAGCAAUGUGUUUGGUCCCAUGUUAAGAAAACUGGAUGGUCGAGAGAAGAAGACAGUACAAGAGAAGGUAUUAAUUACUAUAGAAACAUUCGUUAUUACCAUACCAUUUAUUUUUUUCAUUUGUUCUGUGAUUAUUAUGUGUAUAUGAAAGUGAGAGUUGUAAUAAGAGUGAUAGGAAGAUCAGAGACAGAGAUCCUUAAGGCAGUUUCAGACGGUUUAAUUUUUUCGUUGUUGCUGUUGUACUACAUGUAUCUCUAGAAAGAGACGAGCUUAAUGGAAAUUCUUUCUCGGCC